AUGAAUAGAUUUUUUAACAAUAAGGUUGUACAUCAAUUUUCCCAGGGUUUAUCGAAGAGAGCAUACUCUACGCUGCGUUCCGCUAGCUUAAAACCCGGAACCGGCAUUUACUUAGGUAGUGCUGCUGCAUUGGUUUCAGCAAUUGCCUGGACAUCUAUAGAUACGAUUGAAAAUGAGGUCGAUAAAAAAAAGAUUGAGGAGGGUAAGAGUAUAGCUGAACAUACUGGAAGCGGCCAAAAAGAAGCGGAGGCGAAGAAGGAAGCGGUGGGGAGAGGAAACGUCAAAACUAAAGUUCCGGCAGAAGAGGGCUCGCCAACUACACAGUCCGAGGCUACGGCCAACGAAGAAGCAGAACAGACGAAGAAGAGCUUGGCAGGAAGUAAGAAUGAAAAGCUGCAAACGAGCUCUGAAUCCGGAAUCAAAUGGGACAACAAGUUUUUGAAGCCAAUAUCUAGUGGAGUAUGUGGCGGAGAAUUCAAGGAUGCAUUUUCGGUACUUUUCUCAAGUUCAGACUUAAAGAGCUCAGAUGUCAUCGAAAAGCUUGAUGCAUUGAGACGUUGUUUGAAAGACCAUCCCGAGAUUUCGAAAGAUUGA
Messenger RNA from Debaryomyces tyrocola, 594 nucleotides. NCBI's taxonomy places the organism in Eukaryota, Fungi, Ascomycota, Pichiomycetes, Serinales, Debaryomycetaceae. The record is from the annotation of a GenBank genome assembly.